Messenger RNA from Drechmeria coniospora, 207 nucleotides. RefSeq lists its product as uncharacterized. The coding region runs from base 1 to 207 and encodes 68 amino acids. The record is from RefSeq and is a predicted model, not a curated record. Lineage: Eukaryota; Fungi; Ascomycota; Sordariomycetes; Hypocreales; Ophiocordycipitaceae. The transcript has a single exon.
AUGACGAGGAUCAUGAAACAGCUGAAAGUUGACGAGGAUGGCUGCCGUGAAUGGGCAGUGCUGCAACCCGUCGAGCACUAUGUUGUCCCCAAGGGCGGUUUUGACGCCUUGGAGUCCGACUAUGACGUCUCCCAGUACCCAAACACAACCGACUUCAAGGGGACAUGCAGAGGAACGCUUUGGGAAGAAGACAUGUUUCAUUAUUGA